Molecule: messenger RNA, 3669 nt
Organism: Pararge aegeria (speckled wood butterfly)
Lineage: Eukaryota; Metazoa; Arthropoda; Insecta; Lepidoptera; Nymphalidae
Exons: 4
Coding region: 139-1167 (342 amino acids)
Source: RefSeq, a predicted model, not a curated record
ACAGCGUAAUGUCGGCGCUUGCUUGGUGUUUAUUUUUGUAAUUUACAUGGGUAAAGUAAUUUUUAGAAAAUAGUACGAUAAAAUUAUAAGCUAUGUGAAAUUGAACUGUUUUGGCUGUUCAAUAUUAUCGAAUAUAAAAUGCCGUAUUACUGCACUGUACCGCGUUGUACGUCAAUGGCGGGGAAGGCAAAAAAUGUAUCAUUUCAUCAGUUCCCAAGGGACGAGGACCUUGCAAGGCUUUGGAAUAAUAUACUAAAAAGGGGAAAGCCUUAUACAAAGUAUUCGAAAGUGUGCAGCUUACAUUUUACACCGGAUGAUUAUACUAUGACUAGCGGACAAAAAAAUAAAGGACAAUGGAGAACUUUGAGAAAAGAUGCUAUACCUUCACAAAAUUUACCUGCUGACUCGCCUGUGCCACACAUGGGAAGAAGUUCCUCUUGGACUUCUCCACCAGCUGUGAUAGAUGCUAGGAUGCAUCAACAAAUGGCGCAAGCUAUAUACGUUCAAACUAUGUUGGCUAUGCAGGCAGCGGGUAUUACUGCACUAGGACCUGAGCCACUCUCAUCGCCCACACAACCCACAGGAGAAGCAGAAUCGUCCCAAUCCCCACCAUUAUUAAACACAUAUACACUAGAACAAAUUCUUGCACAUAAAACCCACCAAGACAUUAUAAAUACUACACAAACUAGCAAUCAUGAAGUACUGUUAAGCCAAAUUCAAAAUGAAAAACAUAGAGACACCAUGACAUUUAAAUGCACACAGUGUUCUAAAUGCUUCAAAGACCCAGAUGUUUUUAUCCUACACAAAAGGAUACAUGCUAAAGAAGAGGCUGGCAACACUGAUGAAAUGUUACGCGCCAACCCUAUUUUAGCUAACCUGCUAAAAUCUGAUACAUCACAAGCUGUUACAGAUAAACAAAAUAAUUUAGAUUCCAAAAAUGUUAAAAGCAUUGAAAGUCAAAUUAUGACUGCUUUAGCUGCAAAUAUGGAGAAUUAUUUGCGAAAUCUGACUACAAUAAUGACACAUGGCAACACUAUGGAACCAUUGGACAAUCAAUUUGAAAAUGGCACAUCUGAUUCUCAAGAUGACAACUCAUCCAACUGUGAUAGUAAAGACUUAAAUGAAUCCUCAGACUCAAAUUUAGUUAUAGAUGAAGAUGCUUCCUAAUUCUAAAUAGGCUUUUUAACGAUUCUAUUUUAUUUCCUAUCGGAAGUGGUCACUUUUGAAAAUCGACUGAUUAAAAAAAAUAGACAAUCUACCCACCUUUAGUAAUAGAGUAAGAUGUAUAUUUUUCUACUUAACUAUAAUCUACUUUUGUAUUAAAAAAUCUACCAUUUUUGUAGAUUUAUAGACUGACUAAAACUUAUAAAAUUGGACUUAAAUUUUAAUGUUCACGUCAAUAGAAAUUACUAGAUGUCUUAUUUAUCUAGAUAUCUCAAAUUCCUCAAGUUUUUUAUUUAAAUGUUAAUAUUGUUUAAGUUUAUUACUAUUAGAGGUAUUACUGAUUAUUUCAUUAUAAAUUAAUUUAAGACCAAUUUUGAAUAUAAAAAAGACUGUAGCCUACCUUCAAUUGGUAACCCACCGUAUUGUCACCGUUUUCCAAAUUUUGGAGCGGAUCAUAUUAUGAGUUAGGUAUGGUAGAAUAUUAUUCAUAAGAUUUUAUUUUUAGCAAGUAGGAAUCUAGUGCCUUAGAUGUCUGUAGAAUUUGUAUAAUAUUUAGUUUAUCAGAUAUAACUUUAGCCACAGUAUUUCAGAUAUAUUUUGUACUAGAUUUUACGAUCGCCUUAAACAGCGUAGUUUUAUCUGUAUUCUAAAUAAUAAGUAAAUCACAAACUUUCAAGCAGUUAACAAGAUAUUUGCUAUAAAAUAUAUUUUUAAUGAUGGCAACUCAUGAAUAAAAGAUCUUGUUGUCUAUGGGAGGGAAUUUUAAUGUCAUUGGAUUAAGACAUUCUUGAUAUAUAUGCAAAAUUAGAAGAUUAACAUCCAUUCUUAGGUACAUGAUAUGAGAAUGAUUUAUUCCAUGAAAAGGUAGUUUUCAAUCAUUAAUUGUAAUUUUUGACAACCUUUUGAAUCAAUCUUGGACUACCUAAUUAAUGAUGGUUGAUGCAUGUUAUAAUGAAGGAUGUAAAAGGGUAAUUGGUUGGGGUCGAGUAGGAUUCAAAUGAUAGGUGGUGAUCUCAUUUAAGUUUUCUUUCUGUACUGAUAGUAAAAUUUAGUUUGGGAGGUGUUUUAUUGGCAGCCAUAUGUAUAGAAAUAGUAAGAUUGAAUAAAAAGGAUAAAGUGUAAGGUUGUAAUAUUACUUGCAGAGAUUUUUGUAUUUGCAAUACUUAUUUUGUUUAUUUGUGAUAUUUUUGUUUUCAAUUCCAGUAGUAUUUUAUUUUUAAUUUGUAGAGAAAACAUAAGACAUAAUUCCGGCCGCUGAAAGAAUGCGAUCACGACGUCAUUCUAUUAGUCACAUGAAACACUCGAAGCAAAGUUUUUAUAAUGCUGUUCAGUGAACUUUAUUACUUUUUGUCACUAAUAAUAAGGGGUCAGCUGAGCAAUAUCGAGAAAAAAACGUGAGUAACAUUUUACAUAAUUUUUUGCAAAAAUAUAAAUAUUUUGUAUAUAUUAUUAUAUUAAUAUUAGUUUUAUUCAAUGUAUGUAUUGAGUUUUUCUCUUAAUGAAUUCUCUGUACCAGCCUGGAAUUGGCGGCGUCAACCUCGGUGCCUCGCAAGCACUUUAAGCCGCCGUAACCAGUUAUUAUAACUAACUUGUGAUAAAUAGAAGUCUUUAAAGCCCACUGACUCGCAUUUGAGCAGCGUAGGAGCAGAGCAGCUGAUCACGGACCCACCGGUUCGUGAUCAGUGGAACGUUAAUUAAAAAACGGAGGGUUAGUAAAGUAAAUAAACAAUAAAUGUAUUUUUAUCGUAAAUUCAACGCCACUUUAAAUUACAUUUAGCGUUAGUUCAUCAUUUGCUCGAUUGCAAUUGAGGAGUCGUUUUCGGAGUAAAAUUUAAAUUUCCUAACCUACAUAUCUUUAGCUCGGGCUUCUGACAGAACAUUUGCGACUCUAAAUCAAGUGACAUUAUAUGCAUUUUAUUUUGACUGUACAAAGUUUAACACUCGAAAGCAUCUCACCGAUUGCGAGCGAGAAAAUCUUGUAUGACUUCCUAACAGAUCACGACUUGAUCUGUCAGGAACGCAUUCUUUUCACGGCCGUACGUAAUGACUAUUAAUGAUAAUCUUUGAAUAUUUAUGUAUUGAUGACGGAUUUAUUUUGCGAAAAUUCAAUUUAUUUUUAAAUUCCUUUAUAUUAAUCAGUGAGUACGGAGUACCUAAUUCCGCAAUUAUUAUUGCACUCGUGUACUUUCUUUUUUCGUGAACGUCCGCAAAGUACAGAGAGCUUUUGUAUCUCAGAACAUUAAUACUCACAAGGAGCCUGUGUUAUCAAGAAAUGUGUGGUUAUUAUUGUGUUACUUACUAAAUGAUUCGCUCAUAUUAUCGAAAAAUGCUGAGUAUAUACAAUUUUGCAGUAUUUAGUUGUUUAAGUUUUGUAAUUCUUACACAAUACAAAUUUAUACAAAAAAAACCGAAAAAAUGUUAGUCGACAAAAAGCAAUACAUGUGAAUUUUGAUCUCUACUUGAAACUUUGUAAAACGUUUAAUAAUUAUAUAGAAUAAAUUGUAA